Molecule: messenger RNA, 273 nt
Organism: Caenorhabditis bovis
Lineage: Eukaryota; Metazoa; Nematoda; Chromadorea; Rhabditida; Rhabditidae
Source: the annotation of a GenBank genome assembly
AUGUCGUCGACAAACUCAUCGGACGGGUCCCGACAGGAAUCGAUUGAGGAACGUGUGACGUUCUCGACGACAAUCGACGAUGAUGCCGACGACGCCGACCAAAUCUAUCAUUCAAUGAAUCUCAAUCUCAUCGAUGAAUGCGAUAUGUGUGUUCUCGAAAAUGGCCGGAUGUUCUACAUUCAGUACGCCGCCGGGGUGGAUUUGAACCCGGGCAAAAUGCGCGGGGUGCAAACCGCGCGGCUUACCGCCUGCGCCAUUCAUCCCCACAGGUAA